UACCACUCCCAUCCUGGCCGGGGAGGAUGGGAGGGCCCCACCUGGCAGAAGACAGCGCCCCAGGGCAGCCCCUGACGGGCGGAAGUGACGCAAAGGGGCGGAAGUCGCGGCCCUGCUCGCCCUUCCCUCAGAGUGACCCCUGACCUCCGGCAGCGCCUUCCGCGGGGCAGCCGUUAGCAGCGCCCCUUCCCUUCCCUCCCUCCCUCCCUCCGUCCCGGCCAUGGAGGGCGAGGAGGUCUCGCCGCCCUCCGACCGCCAGGUCAGCCUCAUAACAAGUUCUGACCUACGAACGCGAGUUCUCCAAUUUGUAGAAGACAGGAUUCAGACAACCAUGUUAACUGGGAUAGCCAUUGGAGCUGCGGUGGCCUUGGCGCUGAUUGGGAUCGUUGUGUAUUUUGUUUACAAGAAGGUGAAGGAAUCGAAACAAUCUCAGGCCCACGUGCCCCAGUACAGGUUUCGCAAGAGGGACAAAGUGAUGUUCUACGGCCGUAAGAUCAUGCGGAAGGUUACAACUCUGCCGAACUCUCUAGUCGGCAACACGGUGCCUCGUCAGCGGAUGCGGAAAAGGGCCAAGGUGUUGUCCUUGGCAAAGAGGAUUCUGCGCUUCAAGAAGGAGUCCCCCACCCUGCAGCCCAAGGACCCCCCGCCCUCCUUGCUGGAGGCCGACCUGACGGAAUUCGACGUCAAGAGCUCCCACCUGCCUUCCGAAGUCCUUUACAUGCUCAAGAACGUCAGGGUCCUUGGCCACUUCGAGAAGCCCCUUUUCCUGGAGCUCUGCAAGCACAUGGUCUUCGUCCAGCUGCAUGAAGGGGAAUACAUCUUCCGGCCCGGACAGCUGGACAACAGCAUUUAUGUCGUGCAGGACGGGAAGCUGGAAGUCUGCAUUCAAGACAGCGAUGGCACAGAGAUGGUGGUAAAAGAAGUCCUGGCCGGAGAUAGCGUGCACAGCCUUCUCAGCAUUUUAGAUGUCAUCACGGGCCAUCCUGCUCCUUACAAAACCGUUUCUGCCCGAGCGGCGACACAGUCAACUAUUCUGCGUCUCCCAGCCAACGCGUUUCAGGACGUCUUUCAGAAAUACCCCGAGACCCUGGUCAGAGUUGUGCAGAUCAUCAUGGUGAGGCUGCAGAGGGUCACUUUCCUAGCUUUGCACAACUACCUGGGACUGACCACCGAACUCUUCAGCUCUGAGAGCCAGGCCAUCCCUCUGGUCUCCGUUGCCAGCGUCACCUCUGGGGGCAACACCAGCCGGGUGGUCAAAAGGCAGCUGUCCAACCUGUCCGAGGAGGAACGGGCCGAGAGGCUGGAGAAAUACGCAGCCUUGGAGACCACAGAUUCUGGGAAACUUCCCGGCUCCGAGCCCCCGCUCCGAAGAAGCUUGUCUUUGACCAUCCCCACUGGAUAUACCGAGGCUACAGGUAGUUCAGCUGGAGCUAAAUCAGACUUGGACGUGGCCUGCGACAGAGCCCGGAUUGAGGUUGACACCUCUGCCUCCGACACAACUGCGUACAAGCCCAUCUUGAAGAAAACCGUGACGAUGACCGAAAUGCCCUCAGCUGUCUUCCACUACAUCCAGAAUAACGUGCCCUGUGCCACCAAGCAGGUCAACACCAUCUUAGAAGCCGCCAAAAAAGAUCUUCUGACGCUGAUGAAGCUGGACGAUCUCUCUCUCUUGAACGGGAAAGUCACGCUCCAUCAGGUGGCCGCGGGGACGGUGGUAUCCCGGCAAGGCGACCAGGACGUCAGCAUCCGUUUUGUGAUCUCGGGGGUCUUGCACGUCUAUCAGCGAAAGAUCGACUCGGAGGAAGAGACCUGCCUGUUCAUCACCCACCCGGGAGAGCUGGUGGGGCAGCUGGCUGUCCUUACGGGAGAGCCCCUGAUUUUCACCAUCAAGGCCAACCGCGAUUGCACUUUCUUGGCGAUCUCCAAGUCCCACUUCUAUGAGAUCAUGCGCGAGCAGCCCACGGUGGUCCUGGGUGUGGCUCACAUGGUGGUGAAACGCAUGUCGUCCUUUGUGAGGCAAGUUGACUUCGCCCUGGAUUGGAUGGAGGUCGAAGCCGGACGCGCCGUUUACAGGCAAGGGGAUCAUUCAGACUGCACCUACAUUGUCCUGAACGGGCGGCUCCGCUCGGUCAUCAAGUUGGACGAUGGGAAGAAACAUCUGACCGGCGAAUAUGGCCGGGGGGACCUGAUUGGCGUGGUUGAAGCACUCACUCACCAACCCAGGGCGACGACGGUCCAUGCUGUUCGGGAUUCUGAGCUGGCCAAACUUCCUGAGGGAGCUCUCAGCUCGAUCAAACGCAAGUUCCCCCAGGUCGUGACGCGGCUUAUACAUCUGCUGGGUGAGAAGAUCCUUGGGAAUCUCCAGCAAGGGGGGCACCAGUUGGGCUUGCACACUGCCAGCAGCAAGUGGGACGCCAGCAACCCAGCCAGCAACCUCGCCACGGUGGCCAUCAUGCCUGUCUCUGAAGAUGUGCCUCUUUCUACCUUCACCCUGGAACUCAAGCAUGCCCUCUGCGCCAUUGGUCCCACCCUGCUGCUCACCAGCGACAACAUCAAGCAACAGCUGGGCUCCGCCGCUCUUGACAGCAUCCACGAGUACCGGUUGUCCAGCUGGUUGGGCCAGCAGGAGGACAUGCACCGCAUUGUGCUGUAUCAGUCAGACGACACCCUCACGCCCUGGACUCAGCGCUGUAUCCGGCAGGCCGACUGUAUUUUGAUUGUGGGCCUGGGUGAGCAGGAGCCGACCGUCGGGGAGUUGGAACGGAUGCUGGAGAACACGGCCGUCCGAGCUCAGAAACAACUGAUUUUGCUGUAUCGAGAAGACGGCCCUCUUCCUUCCCGGACCGUGGAGUGGCUCAACAUGCGCAGCUGGUGCUCGGCCCACCUUCACCUCCGCUGCCCUCGCCGAGUCUUCUCACGGCGGAGCCUGCCCAAACUGAAAGAAAUGUAUGAACGCGUCUUCCAGAAACCUGCAGACAGACACUCCGACUUCUCCCGGCUCGCUCGCGUCUUGACAGGAAAUGCCGUGGCUUUGGUCCUCGGAGGAGGUGGCGCACGAGGAUGUUCCCAAGUCGGGGUAAUCAGAGCGCUGAACGAAGCUGGAAUUCCCGUUGACAUGAUUGGCGGCACGUCCAUUGGCUCCUUCAUGGGCGCCCUGUACGCGGAAGAACGAAGCUACACCCAGAUGCGGAUCAAAGCCCGGCAGUGGGCCAUGAAUAUGAACUCGGUGCUGAAAACGGUUCUCGAUUUGACCUACCCCAUCACCUCCAUGUUCUCCGGAGCCUCCUUCAACAACGGGGUCUGCGACAUCUUCAGAGAUAAGCAGAUCGAGGACCUCUGGAUUCCUUUCUUCAUCAUCACCACAGACAUCACAGCCUCGGCUAUGAGGGUCCACACCGACGGUUGCCUGUGGCGCUACAUCAGGGCCAGUAUGUCUCUGUCUGGUUACUUGCCCCCUCUCUGUGAUCCCAAGGACGGUCAUCUCCUAAUGGAUGGUGGUUACAUCAACAACCUCCCAGCGGAUGUUGCACGAUCCAUGGGAGCCAAGAUCGUCAUUGCCAUCGACGUGGGCAGCCGAGACGAGACGGACCUCACCAAUUACGGCGACGCUCUUUCCGGCUGGUGGCUGCUGUGGAAGCGGUGGAACCCGUUAGUGGAGAAAGUGAAGGUGCUGAACAUGGCCGAGAUCCAGACUCGGCUGGCCUACGUCUGUUGCGUCCGGCAGUUGGAGAUGGUCAAGAACAGCGACUAUUGUGAAUAUAUCCGUCCGCCUAUCGAUCGCUACGGGACACUGGACUUUGGGAAAUUCGAUGAAAUCUGUGAAGUCGGCUACCAGCACGGGAAGACGGUUUUUAACGUUUGGUGCCGGAGUGGAGUCCUGGAGAAGAUGCUGAAGGACCGGCAGGAAGGCUGCCAAUCUAAACCCUCUUGUUACGUGACCUGCCCCACCACCUCUUUCACGGAUUUGGCUGAAAUCGUCUCCCGAAUCGAACCGGUGAAGGCCAUCCUUGUGGACGAUGAAUCCGACUACCAGACCGAAUAUGAAGAGGAGAUUUUUGACAGCCAGAAGGACGACUACGUCAGUUUCCUGACCAGCGAGACGGAAAUAUAUACGGAUCCCGAUCAAGAAAUCCGGCUAAGGCGGCCUAUCCGUGGCGACUCGGAAGACAGCCAACUGGCAGCCUAACAAGACCCAUCUUGGCCCCCCUGACUUUUCUCCUCCCCACUCCUUGCCAGUUUCCUCCAGCAGUGCCCCUCUCCCCAUUUCUCGGUCUAAAAACCAAGGUUCCCCCCCAAAGCGAUUAGCAUCCGCCGAUGGACAAACGGGCCCCCUACAAAGCCAUUGCCGAUCGAUCGGAGUGUGCAGCAACUUUGGGCGGCACUUUCAGGGUUUGGGGCUCGUGUGAACCGAGAGGGAGACGGGAGAAAGGAACCCUUUGUACGAAUCUGGGUUGGAAGGAGGAGGAGGAGAGGAGGGAAGUGGAGGAUGGGCUUCUGGCAUUCUUCACCCCACUGGAUCCCACUGAGUUUGGCUUGAGCAACUGGCACCUCCAAGAGGAGCCGAAGUCUCCCCCGGGAAUUUGCAGCUAGCGUAGGGGAUGCUCCUUGCUCACAAGCAAAGCCGAAGAUGGAACCAUCUGCCGGGGAGGGACGACGAGAGAGUCGUGAUGACAACAGCAGUGACUUUCACACAGACACCCGUUCGAACGACGCUGAGGCUGCUGCAGCAGAACAGCCUUCUUGAGUUCCCGGAAGAGGCUGUUUUUAAACCUUCCUAAAAACUUUGGCGGAAAACCCUCCGCUUAUUUAUACCGGCCUGCCUUUCAGCUCGUGCUUUCGUGGGCCUUCUCUGUGCCCAACAGCGGAUCUGCCGUUCCUGUAUUAUAUUAUACGGCCAAAUCUCUUUUUCUCUCUCUCUCUUCUCUCUCUCUCCUCAGGGGUUCUUAAAAAGAGAAUAAUAAAAAGCUGAAAACCCGUA
Messenger RNA from Crotalus tigris (Tiger rattlesnake), 4978 nucleotides. RefSeq names its product patatin like phospholipase domain containing 7 (gene PNPLA7). The record is from RefSeq and is a predicted model, not a curated record. Gene Ontology annotation, cellular component: endoplasmic reticulum. The coding region runs from base 221 to 4186 and encodes 1321 amino acids. The transcript is spliced from 35 exons. Lineage: Eukaryota; Metazoa; Chordata; Lepidosauria; Squamata; Viperidae. Gene Ontology annotation, molecular function: phosphatidylcholine lysophospholipase A1 activity. Gene Ontology annotation, biological process: lipid metabolic process.